UCCAUUUACCAGCCAGUCUCUAGCCCCCUCUCCAGCAGCAUCCCGCUGGUAGUGAAAUGUAGCGGGACCUGAGUGCGACAUGAACGGGCCUCAGCUCAGUGAAUUGCCGGACGACUCAGAGCAGCUCGGGCCGUAUGUGCGCGGCCUCAGACGGAGAGCGCUGCAGGCGAGCGAGCUGUCCGCUGUCAGGACGUUCUCCGACCAGUUUCUCGUCAAGUUUCUGCGGGCCAGAGACCUCGACGUGGAGCUCUCCCUGAAGCUCUUACUGAACUACCAGCGGUGGCGGAGGGAGAGUCCUGAGAUCAGCACCUGUCUGUCUCCCUCCUCGGUGCUUGGCCUCCUCAACACAACGUACCAUGCUGUCCUCCCACAGCGGGACCACACUGGCAGCAGGGUGCUCAUCUACAGGAUCGGGCAGUGGAACCCAAAAGAUUGGUUGGCCUUUCAGGUGUUCAGUGUCAGCCUGAUGACAUCAGAGAUCAUCUCCAUGGAAGUGGACACGCAGAGACAGGGUCUAAAGGCCAUAUUUGACCUGCAGGGGUGGAGUCUAGGCCACGCCCUUCAGAUUAACCCUUCCAUCGCCAGAAAGAUGUCCUCUGUACUUUCGGACUCUUUUCCACUGAAAGUUAGAGGAAUCCAUCUGGUUAACGAGCCAGUGUUCUUCCGACCAGUGUUCGCCAUGAUCCGUCCCUUCCUGCCAGAUAAGAUCAAACAGAGGAUCCAUAUGCAUGGUGCAGAUUACCACGACACUUUAAGCGACUUCUUCUCACCGCCUGUCCUGCCUCCAGAAUAUGGAGGGGAGGGACCUGGCAUAGAGAGGGCCUGUCAGGACUGGACCAAUCAGUUGCUUCAAUCAGAGAAGCUCCUGCAGCAGAUUGCCACUCACCCAACAGGGGACAUCGCCAUUACUCCUGAGGACUGUUUGAUCUCAGAGGAAGUGGAGACUGAGCAACUUGUAGAGGGAUGAUGUUUGGAGUGUUGGUCCUUCAGAUCGCACACACACUGCUGUUUAUUAAAUUAGAUCAAACCAACCUAAUACACUCUCUGCCAGCCAUUUUUGAGGCCUUAACUUGUGAAUACUCACUGUGCAAGUUGUUGGCUGUCUGCACUGCUUUAAAACAUUCAGCAUUGGUCUAUCUGAUUGACUCUGUGUUUACAUGAGGUUUGCCUGUUAUCUCUCUUCCUGGUUACAUUGCUCAUUGGAAUCUGACCAAAGGGAGAAGUUGCAUCUUCUAAUUGGAAUACACAUAAGCAAAUAAGCAUAUGUUUCCCACAAUGUUGAAGUUUUUUUUGUAAGUAAUACUUUCUUAAUUCAUGUAUUUGCUACCUGCAAAUUAACAGUUAGUUAACAGUUUGUUCAGCUUAACUGAGUCAACUCUUCUCAAGCUACUGUGUUUGGAGUAGAAGCUAGAUCUAAAGGUUCCACAGAUCAGCCGGUUGCCUCCACUAGGAAACAAACCUACAUUAUCAGGUCUUUCACAUAUACAGGAAUGUCACUGGAUGUUGCAAAAAUGCAAGUUUUUUCAGGGAUUCACUCUAGUUAAAUUAAUACCCAUUAGCCAAUUCUCCAGUGGACGUCAGGGAUGGAUAGCUAGGAGGAGAUUUGUGUAGCUGCAGCAAGGUACAAGCUGCAACCAGAGGACUGAGCUACAAGAAGCAAGAAACAAACGCUCAUCUUGCUGUAAAGUCCACUGUGAGACUUUGAUGCAAAAAUACAUGGAAGCCAAACAGUUUACACAACAGUGUGUUUUCACGUCACCAUGGACAACAUGAACUCUGACUUCCCUCCAACUCAUCACUUUAUCAAGAAAUUCAUCUAAUCAGCCAGCCAAGCCAAUCCAUCCACUAUUCCCUUUAUUCAUGGUUAAUCAUUGUACAUUUGGUCUUCAUUUUAACAGUUUAAAAUCCUUUUUCUUUUCAGAAACCUUUGACUAUGUUAGGACCAAUAUAUAUCCCAUGUACACAUGUAUCGUAAAAUGUGAAUUUGCUGUUUACACUGAGUUUAUAAUCAUUUUUAUCAGGUUACCUAAAAUAGGUUCAUAAUAACAGAAUGUAUAUUUAUUUACAUUGCCCUUUAAAAAAAGAGAAUAAAUGUAUUUCUUAGAUGCUUGGGUCUUUCUAAACACGUACAAUUAUAUUGACUUUAAAGUUACAUAAAGGCAAGCACAAAAGUUAUGAUGUUCUCUUGUGGUAACACAUUUUUAACUGUUAACAAUAUUUUGAUGUAUACGAUAUGACUGCAUUUUUGUAAGAUGUGUGCACAUUAAUGUGGUCAAUAAAUGGAGUAUGUCU
This is a messenger RNA of Cottoperca gobio, 2292 nucleotides long. It is a transcript of the gene ttpa, whose product is annotated as tocopherol (alpha) transfer protein. The record is from RefSeq and is a predicted model, not a curated record. The transcript is spliced from 5 exons. Gene Ontology annotation, molecular function: phosphatidylinositol bisphosphate binding; lipid transfer activity; vitamin E binding. Lineage: Eukaryota; Metazoa; Chordata; Actinopteri; Perciformes; Bovichtidae. Bases 80 to 967 code for a protein of 295 amino acids. Gene Ontology annotation, cellular component: late endosome; membrane. Gene Ontology annotation, biological process: vitamin transport; vitamin E metabolic process.